Messenger RNA from Manis javanica (Malayan pangolin), 4633 nucleotides. It is a transcript of the gene VPS18, whose product is annotated as VPS18 core subunit of CORVET and HOPS complexes. Lineage: Eukaryota; Metazoa; Chordata; Mammalia; Pholidota; Manidae. The record is from RefSeq and is a predicted model, not a curated record. Gene Ontology annotation, biological process: endosome organization; intracellular protein transport; endosome to lysosome transport. Gene Ontology annotation, molecular function: protein-macromolecule adaptor activity. Gene Ontology annotation, cellular component: HOPS complex; endosome.
CCGGGGGCGGGAGUCAGCUGAGCGGCCGCGGUGAGGUUGGGAUCGCCUGGGUUCGGCUCCUGAGGGCCGGUGAUCCCUUGAGGGCGGCAUUGGUGCGCAGGACUGAGCCAGAGUCAAGGGGGAGGGCUCCUCGGUCUUCUCGCUCUAUAAGGCGAGAUCGAGAUCUUCAGUAUUUUAAAUAAGAGGAGUGGACGGCAGAUUGCCAGGAUCUGGUAGAUCUCUGUGGAAGCUGGGGAGUCGCAGCUUCCAAUCCGUGGCGACGGGGAUCCCCUGGGGGGAAGCCCUGUUGUAAUCCCUGGGCCCGGGACGGAGGGCCCAGAGGCCGGGCACCAUGGCGUCCAUCCUGGAUGAAUACGAGGAUUCCCUGUCCCGGUCGGCAGUCUUGCAGCCCGGCUGCCCUAGCGUGGGCAUUCCCCACUCAGGGUAUGUGAAUGCCCAGCUAGAGAAGGAGGUGCCCAUCUUCACGAAGCAGCGCAUUGACUUUACCCCAUCUGAGCGUAUCACCAGUCUUGUUGUCUCCUGCAAUCAGCUCUGCAUGAGCCUGGGCAAGGAUACACUGCUCCGCAUUGACUUGGGCAAGGCAAAUGAGCCCAACCAUGUGGAGCUGGGGCGGAAGGAUGAUGCCAGAGUUCACAAAAUGUUCCUGGACCACACUGGCUCUCACCUGCUGAUUGCUCUGAGCAGCACUGAGGUCCUCUAUGUGAACCGUAAUGGACAGAAGGUACGGCCACUGGCACGCUGGAAGGGGCAGCUGGUGGAGAGUGUGGGCUGGAACAAGGCCCUGGGCACCGAGAGCAGCACAGGCCCCAUCCUGGUCGGCACUGCCCAAGGCCAGAUCUUCGAAGCAGAGCUCUCAGCCAGCGAGGGUGGGCUUUUCGGCCCUGCCCCGGAUCUCUACUUUCGUCCACUGUAUGUGCUAAAUGAAGAAGGGGGUCCAGCUCCUGUGUGUUCCCUUGAGGCUGAGCGUGGCCUGGAUGGGCGUGGUUUCGUAAUUGCCACCACUCGGCAACGCCUCUUCCAGUUCAUAGGCCGAGCAGCAGAGGGAGCUGAGGCCCAGGGCUUCUCGGGGCUCUUCGCUGCCUACGCUGACCACCCACCCCCAUUCCGUGAGUUCCCCAGCAGUCUGGGCUAUAGCGAGUUGGCUUUCUAUACUCCUAAGUUGCGCUCUGCACCCCGGGCCUUUGCCUGGAUGAUGGGGGAUGGCGUGUUGUAUGGAGCGUUGGACUGCGGGCGGCCUGACUCCCUCCUAAGUGAGGAGCGAGUCUGGGAGUACCCAGAAGGGGUAGGUCCUGGGGCCAGCCCACCCCUGGCCAUCGUCUUGACCCAGUUCCACUUCCUGCUGCUACUGGCAGACCGGGUGGAGGCAGUGUGCACACUGACGGGACAGGUGGUGCUGCGGGAUCACUUCCUGGAGAAAUUUGGACCACUGAAGCACAUGGUGAAGGACUCCUCCACGGGCCACGUGUGGGCCUACACAGAGCGGGCUGUCUUCCGCUACCAUGUGCAGCGAGAGGCCCGGGAUGUCUGGCGCACUUACCUGGACAUGAACCGUUUUGACUUGGCCAAAGAGUAUUGUCGAGAGCGGCCUGACUGCCUGGACACUGUCCUUGCCCGGGAGGCUGAUUUUUGCUUUCGCCAGCGUCGUUACCUGGAAAGUGCCCGCUGCUAUGCCCUUACCCAGAGCUACUUUGAGGAGAUUGCCCUCAAGUUCUUGGAGGCCCGACAGGAGGAGGCUCUGACUGAGUUCUUGCAGCGAAAACUGGCCAGUUUGAAGCCAGCCGAGCGUACCCAGGCCACACUGCUUACCACCUGGCUGACAGAGCUCUAUCUGAGCAGGCUCGGAGCUCUGCAGGGUGACCCAGAGGCCCUGAACCUCUACCGGGAAACACGGGAGCGCUUCCGUGCCUUCCUCAGCAGCCCCCGCCACAAGGAGUGGCUCUUUGCCAGUCGGGCCUCCAUCCAUGAGCUGCUUGCCAGCCACGGGGACACGGAACACAUGGUGUACUUUGCUGUGAUCAUGCAGGACUAUGAACGGGUGGUGGCGUACCACUGCCAGCAUGAAGCCUAUGAGGAGGCCCUGGCUGUUCUUGCCCGCCACCGUGACCCCCAGCUCUUCUACAAGUUUUCACCAAUCCUCAUCCGUCACAUCCCAUGUGAGCUGGUGGAUGCUUGGAUUGAGCUGGGUAGCCGGCUGGAUGCUCGGCAGCUCAUUCCUGCCCUGGUGAACUAUAGUCAGGGGGGUGAGGCCCAGCAGGUGAGCCAGGCCAUCCGCUACAUGGAAUUCUGUGUGAAUGUGCUGGGCGAGACUGAGCAGGCUAUUCACAAUUACCUGCUAUCGCUGUAUGCUCGAGGCCAGCCAGCCUCAUUGCUGGCCUACCUUGAGCAGGCUGGUGCCAGCCCACACCGUGUGCAUUAUGACCUCAAGUAUGCGCUGCGGCUCUGUGCUGAACAUGGCCACCACCGUGCUUGUGUCCAUGUUUAUAAGGUCCUGGAGCUGUAUGAGGAGGCUGUGGACUUGGCCUUGCAGGUGGAUGUGGACCUGGCCAAGCAGUGUGCUGACUUGCCUGAGGAAGAUGAGGAACUGCGCAAGAAGCUGUGGUUGAAGAUUGCCCGGCAUGUGGUGCAGGAGGAGGAAGAUGUGCAAACAGCCAUGGCCUGCCUGGCCAGCUGCCCCCUGCUCAAGAUUGAGGAUGUCCUGCCCUUCUUUCCUGACUUUGUCACAAUAGACCACUUCAAGGAGGCGAUCUGCAGCUCACUUAAGGCCUACAACCACCACAUCCAGGAGCUACAGCGGGAGAUGGAAGAGGCCACAGCCAGUGCCCAGCGCAUCCGACGGGACCUGCAGGAGCUGCGGGGCCGCUAUGGCACCGUGGAGCCCCAAGACAAAUGUGCUACCUGUGACUUUCCCCUGCUCAAUCGCCCUUUUUACCUUUUCCUCUGUGGCCACAUGUUCCAUGCUGACUGUUUGCUGCAGGCUGUGAGGCCUGGCCUGCCAGCCUAUAAGCAGGCCCGGCUGGAGGAGCUGCAGCGGAAGCUGGGGGCUGCUCCACCCCCUGCUAAGGGCUCUUCCCGGGCAAAGGAGGCCGAGGGUGGGGCUGCUGCUGGGGGUCCCAGCCGGGAGCAGCUCAAGGCUGACCUAGAUGAACUGGUGGCAGCUGAGUGUGUGUACUGUGGGGAACUGAUGAUCCGCUCUAUCGACAGACCCUUCAUUGACCCCCAGCGCUACAAGGAGGAGCAUCUCAGCUGGCUGUAGGAGGGUAUCGUGCCUGACGGGUGGGCAGGCAGUUGGAGGCAGCUACUUGCCCCCUCUUGGGAAGGCUACACCAUAGACCGCUGGGCUGUGACUGGGGCAUGGGGGGCAGUGGUGGAGUUUUAGCUGUGGCCUGCAAGGUGUUUAGCUGUGAGUGCAUCCUGCUGGCUGCCUGUGCUGUUCUUUAGAGAUGCUUUAGAGCUGCUGUUUGCCAGACCAUCAGCUGCCUCCCAUUAGAGGGUGUUAGCCUAGAGAAGUCAAUUCUGACCCCACACCGUCCCCCCUACAUCUGACAGCUCUUUUUUCCUUUUCAUUCCCCACACACAUCCUGUUCAUCUAGAGUGAGCACACAUUCUUCGUUUUUACUCUGGCUCAUUUUCCUCAGAGGCAGCCUUCUCUUAUGUCUGCCUCUGUGCAUCCAGCCACUGGUGGUGGGAAAGGUACUGGUGGUGAGCAUACUCGUGCACACUGCCUGGGGCUCUAGUGUGAGGGACAGAGGGCCUCAUGGAGGACAGCAGGAGAUGGUGCUGAGGGUGGAGAGCAUUAAACUGCCUGCAGUGCUCUGGCUGUGCUGGAGUUGAUGGCUUUGUGUUGAUGCUGGGCUGAGGGGCCUGUGAGUGAUCCAGGAGGGGCUGGGCUGCCAGGGCCUGCAUGCUUUCAAGUUUUGGCGCUUACUCCUUCACCUAGAGAUGUGAUGGGACCAUUUCGCCAUUUUCUGCUCUCUCCCUUCUCCCUCCCCUCUAACCUCUCUGACUCCAAGCCUCAGUUGGGAACUCCAGCCCACAGCACUCUCUUGGAGCAGAGACUGUUCUUCUCUCUGGCCAGCAGGUGGUAAUGCUUCCCACAGAAUCCUUUACACUCAGGCAGCUGAGUGCUCUGAUUUCUCACUUUGUCCAUUGUGCUUUCGCAGUCUGUUUUCUCCCUAGUUGACCCAAGAAUUUUCUGGGAGUCUGCACUGCCUAACCAUGAAUUUAAGCCCCUCAUUCUUUCUCCCUCUACCAGCCCUUAUGCAUGCUAGAUUUUCUUGCUCCUGUCUUUGCCAGCCUGGAUCUCUGCAUUCCAGCUUUGGUACCGGCCUUCCACAGUAUUUAACCAUCAUGUUGAGGUCCUGCCUGGAGGUGAGACUGCCACCUUCACCGCCACCAUCCCUGGCAUUUGGCAGAUGUGUUUUCUGCCUGUCUAGCUCCUGGGACCUGCUCCUCCCGCUAGAUUACACUUCUUUGGUUGGAGGGUAAGCCCUAGGGAGUCCUGGAACAGGACCUUACUGUGACAACACCUGAGCACCCUUUGCCCCAUGGACUGGUGUUCACAGUCCACUGCCUAGCUCUGUGGGUGUGGUCUAUCAGCUGCUGACUGAAAUAAAAUAAAUGAGUGUUCCUGGAA